AACGGCUGGAAUUCAAGUAAAAAUAUCAAAAAGAGCGUGUUUUAAUUGUAUUUAAUUUAAAGCUUCAUCAUGGGGAUUUACUAUAGUGUGGUGUAUCUUUGUCUGAUAUUUGUUCAACUUCAAGUUACAUUGGCACAAACUGAGUGUCACAACUGUGGUUGCUGCGCUUCCGGAAAAGAGAUCAAAUGCAGUAAAAACAGUGCGUACUGCAUGAAUGGUUGCCUACAUGGAUAUUGGAAUGACACGUGUUCUGAAAAAUGUGGAUAUAACUGUGCAGAUUGUCACAGGUGGAGUGGUCAAUGCAAUUCUUGCAUUGAUGGAUAUUGGGGAGUAAAUUGCAACAGGGAAUGUGGACAUCGGUGUAAAACAUGCAACAUAUGGACUGGCUGUACAGCGUGUGACAUGGGCUUUUACGGCACCAUAUGCGAGAACUACUGUGGAUACUUUUGUGUAAGUUGUAAUAGGAACAGUGGAUGCACUGGUUGUAUUGAUGGUUAUUUCCUAAAUCAGGAAGUGUGUUCACAAUGCCCAUCUAACUGCAAAUCUUGCAUUAGCUCUACAAACUGCACUUCUUGUACAGACGGUCGAUUUGGCAAUGUAUGUCAGUAUCAGUGUACAGAACACUGUGUUCAUGGUCAGUGUAAUACAUCAACAGCUUCAUGCCAGUGUUAUGCAUAUUUUAUCGGAGAGAUGUGUGACCAGUGUGUCGCGGGAUACUUUGGUAACGACUGUACACAGAUAUGUCCCGCGGGAUGCUCUGAUACAUGUUCAAAAACUGAUGGCUAUUGCACAUGCAAAUUCGGGUGGACAGGAAAUAAAUGUGACACAUGUGCCUAUAAAUACUUCGGAAAAAAUUGCAAUGAAACAUGUAAUAGUAACUGUGAGGAUUGCACUGGGAAAUAUGAGUGUCAGCUUUGUUUACCUGGACGUUAUGGUUAUUACUGCCAAUUCAGUUGUGGGAAAGGCUGCAGAAAUGACAGGUGUAGUAUAACAUCAGGAUAUUGCGAAUGCAAAAGUAAUUACUUUGUUGCAACAUCAUCAUCAGGAUAUUGUCACGAUUGUGUUCCGGGCAGGUACGGUCUGACGUGUGAGAAAAUAUGUCCUCAAUCGUGCCUUGCAUGCGAACAAGAGCUGAAAUGUUCUUCAUGCCAUGUCGGAUACUUUGGGUUAUCCUGUGACAAAUCAUGUCCAUAUGAAUGCGAGGAGAAUAAUUGCAAGCAAGAGGACGGAUCUUGUGUAUCAUGCGAACUUGGGUAUUACGGAGAACACUGCAACAACACAUGUCAGGAGUCCUGCCGAUCAUGUGAUAAAUACGGUCUAUGUUCCGAAUGUAAACCUACAUUUUUUCCCAACAAUACCGGACAAUGUGAAACUUGCAAUUCAAAAUGCGUCGCUAAUAACUGUGAUUCCUCUUCGGGAAGAUGCAUUCAAGGAUGCUAUGAUGGAUACUGGAACAAAACCUGUAACACAGAGUGUGAUGCCGCAUGCUUCUCUUGCAAACAAACCAAUGGAUCGUGUUCAAAAUGCAAGAACAAUACAAGAUAUGGACCAAACUGUAGACAGGAAUGCAGCAAUACAUGUAAAUCGUCAGUGUGCGACGUAAAUGGAAGUUGUAUAAAUGGAUGCAUUGUAAAUACAUUCGGCCAUCAAUGUGAAAAAAGAUGUGGUGAAUACUGUUUACGAAAAGACAACCAAACAAUUUGUUCUGAAAAGACGGGAAUGUGUUUAUACGGCUGCCGAACUGGAUACACGGGAAAAGUUUGUCCACAAGAUGAGAAGCCGAUAACAUUGUCAGCAGCACUUGGAUGGGGACUCGGUGGUGGCAUUCUGGGACUUUUAGUCAUAGCAAUGCUUAAUGCUGCCUUAGAAAGAGAGAUUGGUUCUUUAAAAGAACAAAAUGCUGUUUUACAACAGCAAGGAACAAUAAUUGAACAAUUAGAAACCAUGAGAUCUCAAUUAUUGGGGAUUCAACAAUAUAUGGAAACUGAAAGGGAAAAGGAGAGUAUCCAGAAGAACAAAACCCGAAAUGUCUAUCCGGUGUCCGAACCAUACAUCAUCGUCGAGCAAAUAGACAACCAAACUGUGAGGGUUGAACCUAACAAAAUGGAACAGCAGUAA
Messenger RNA from Mya arenaria, 2118 nucleotides. Its product is annotated as cell death abnormality protein 1-like. The transcript is spliced from 7 exons. Lineage: Eukaryota; Metazoa; Mollusca; Bivalvia; Myida; Myidae. Gene Ontology annotation, molecular function: scavenger receptor activity. The record is from RefSeq and is a predicted model, not a curated record. Bases 70 to 2118 code for a protein of 682 amino acids.